CGGUCACCCGUUUUUCUCUCUCUAAAAAUCCCUAAAUUUCUCCAUGUGCACACUGCAUAACCAACCAAACCCUAGCCUCUCUUCUCUUAACUGUAAAUAGAAUUCUCUCUCGCAAAAGUAUCUCUGCAUCUAUCUUCGUUUAUAUAUACCUCUCUUUACACGUCCGUCAAGGGUGCUAAAGCCUAGGUUUCUUCGGUCAGAUCCGAACUUACCGGCGAUAUUUCCCGGUCGCCGGCGGCGAGAAUGAUCUGUGUCAAGUGUUAGAUCCUGUUGCUUUACAGAGAAAUGCUAGAUCCGUUUGCUGUAAUGGUUCGGGUUGGAUCCAAAAACCUGGUUGCGCGAGCAAAAAACUAAAAGCUUUGUUUUCUUUCUUUAAUAAUUUCAUUUUGAUACCUUCUUGACGUCGUCACCUUUAUAUUAUACUUUGGUUUCUUUGGAUAUAUGUACAUAUUUUUGGUUGUUUUUCUGGAGUUAUCGAGCUUGUACAGUUAGAGAUUGUUAGGACUUUGUGUAUAUAUAAGGGGAUUUUAAUCGGGAUUUGCGAGUGAAAUUCUUGUGAAUAUUUAGGAGGGUUUAUUGAAAGUGGCAAAGAUGAAUCUAGGUGCGGCCGAGGAGGAAUCGGCGCAAGAGGUUCACAUCCCGGCGGAUAUUGAUUGGGAAAUGCUCGACAAAUCCAAGUUCUUCCUCCUCGGCGCUGCACUGUUUUCGGGAGUUUCCGCGACGCUUUACCCUGUUGUUGUGUUGAAAACCCGACAACAAGUAGCUCAAUCUCAGCUUUCUUGCCUUAGGACAGCAAUUUCGAUCGUGAAACAUGAAGGAUUUAGAGCUUUGUAUAGAGGGUUCGGUACUUCCUUGAUGGGGACGAUCCCAGCUCGAGCGCUGUACAUGACGGCGUUGGAGGUCACUAAGAGUAAUGUGGGGAGUGCUACGGUUAGGCUAGGGUUCCCGGAAGCCACGGCAGCUACAAUUGCAAAUGCAGUUGCUGGGUUGAGCGCCGCCAUGGCCGCACAGCUUGUUUGGACCCCAGUUGAUGUGGUAAGCCAAAGACUGAUGGUUCAAGGAGGUAGGAAUUCAGUUGGCAAUGCAUCGACGUGUAAAUAUGUAAACGGUAUUGAUGCAUUUAGAAAGAUACUCAGCAGUGAUGGAGCAAGAGGACUGUAUAGAGGUUUUGGAAUAUCAAUUUUGACAUAUGCUCCAUCAAAUGCAGUUUGGUGGGGAUCUUACUCUGUUGCACAAAGACUUGUUUGGGGUGGUGUUGGAUGUUACUUCUGCAAGAAAGACGAAGAAGGGAAUGAGAAUGGGAGUAACAUCAUUAGACCAGAUUCAAAAACAGUAAUGGCUGUUCAAGGAAUCAGUGCAGCCAUGGCAGGUGGUGUCUCGGCUUUAAUUACAAUGCCACUUGAUACAAUAAAGACAAGAUUGCAGGUUUUGGAUGGAGAAAAGAAUGGGCGGCGCGGACCAACAAUUGGACAGACAGUAAGGAAUUUGGUGAAGGAAGGUGGUUGGACGGCUUGUUACAGAGGUUUGGGGCCAAGAUGGGCUUCUAUGUCCAUGUCUGCAACAACUAUGAUUACUACCUACGAGUUUCUCAAACGCUUAUCUGCAAAAAAUAAAGAGAGUCUAGUCUAAUGUAAUCACGAAUAGAGAAAAUCCUUUGUUCCCAAACAACCGUCUUUACUUUUUCUUAUAACUUGUCUCUCAUUAUCUUUUUUUCCCCCCCCCCCCCUUUCUCUUUUACAUCUGCUUGGCCUAGAAGGCUGAUCAUUGUAAUCAAAUGCAGGUUUUUCCAAAUGUAGAUGCUAAUCGUUUUUUUUCCCCUCUUGUUGUCAUACUAAACAAAGGGAAAAAAAGGAUUUAGUUGGCAAAUAAUGCAAUUAGGGAUGAUAUUCUGGUUUCUGUAA
Messenger RNA from Carica papaya (papaya), 1901 nucleotides. Its product is annotated as Mitochondrial substrate carrier family protein. NCBI's taxonomy places the organism in Eukaryota, Viridiplantae, Streptophyta, Magnoliopsida, Brassicales, Caricaceae. The record is from RefSeq and is a predicted model, not a curated record. Gene Ontology annotation, biological process: transmembrane transport.